AUGGAGAGCACGGCAGACGACGUGCGGGAGCUGCUGGACAGCCUUCAGCUGGAAAAGGUGGUGCGUGUGGAGGCGCUGCUGCUCGUGUGCCCGCUCAUGCCCGUGGCUGGGAGGGAGGCCGAGCUGCUGCCGGGCACAUGUGCCUCCACGCUGCGCCUCUUCCAUGGGGUGCGUGAGCACCCUGGGCGCUCGUGGGCAUCGCUGCACCUGCUCCGCCUGAUCCAGAAGGUGCCGCACGGCAAUCUGCUGCUCCACAUUGCCGGCUUUGCUGAGGUGGACAAGCAGGCGAUGCUGGAGCUUCCAGAGGCAGCCGCCAUCGAGAAAGAAGCAGUGCGGGAGGGGCUUGUGCAGGGGGUUGCUGGCGCUCUUUGCGACAUGCAGGUUUACUACCGCGACCCUCCAACCAUCGACUUGGCCUCCAUUGGCUGCAAGACGGUCAUUUGGCAUCAGGAAGGUCACCUGAGUUUGCCAUUUAGGCACAACCGCUCCAUCCUGGGAUCCAUCAUCGUGAACAACAAGGCCUCGGGUAUGUAA
Molecule: messenger RNA, 534 nt
Organism: Chlorella variabilis
Lineage: Eukaryota; Viridiplantae; Chlorophyta; Trebouxiophyceae; Chlorellales; Chlorellaceae
Product: expressed protein
Exons: 4
Coding region: 1-534 (177 amino acids)
Source: RefSeq, a predicted model, not a curated record